GGUUUUCCCCAGCGCCCUUCUUGCCCCUGUGCCAGGUCCCCACACACACUGCAGCGCUGCCCGAAGGAGGAGAUAGCCUAGCUCGGGCCGGCGGCCAAUCAUUCGGGAGGCGGCAGCAAAGGGCCGAGCCACGGGCGGUACAGUCACUCUGAAAACUUGAGUGUGCGAGGCGGACUCCCAGACAGCAGGCUGCCGGAGAGCCCCAGCGUACCGGAGACCCCAGCGUACAGGAGACCCCACACAGGAGGCUGCGAGUGCACUCCCGGAUCCCCAGCUGACUCUCCUCCUAUCUGCACACCGAUUCUUAUUGCCUCCUUUGUCCUCUUUCAAUAUGGUCUGGAGGACCCCCAUGCUGCUGGCCACUCUGGCUGUGUGCUGCAUCUCUCCAGCCUGGGCUGAUCUCAAGUCUAAAAGUUGUUCGGAGGUCCGGAGACUUUAUAUAGCGAAAGGUUUCAACCAGAACGAUGCCCCUAACCAGGAGAUCAAUGGCGACCACCUAAAGGUCUGUCCACAAGGUUCCACCUGCUGCUCCCAGGCCAUGGAAGAGAGAUAUAGCCAGCAAAGCAAACAUGACUUCAAGGCUUCAGUCAUCGAACCAUGUAAUAAUCUGCAGAAUAUUUUUGCUUCCAGGUACAACAAAUUUGACGAAUUUUUUAAAGAACUCCUUCAAAAUGCUGAAAACUCCUUAAAUGAUAUGUUUGUCAGGACUUACGGACGUUUGUACAUGCAGAACUCAGAGCUGUUUAAAGAUUUCUUUGUGGAACUUAAAAACUAUUAUGUUGGUGGUAACGUCAACCUUGAAGAGAUGCUGAAUGACUUCUGGGCACGACUUCUGGAGCGUAUGUUUCGGCUAGUGAAUCCACAGUACCACUUCACAGAUGAAUACUUGGAGUGCGUAAGCAAAUACACCGACCAGCUCAAGCCAUUUGGAGAUGUUCCGCGUAAACUCAAGCUUCAAGUCACUCGAGCAUUUGUGGCAGCUCGAACCUUUGCACAGGGGUUAGCAGUCGCAAGAGAUGUGAUCAACAAAGUGUCUUCGGUAAAUCCUACACCUCAUUGUGUACGAGCAAUAAUGAAAAUGACAUACUGUCCUUACUGUCGUGGGCUUGUUACUGUAAAGCCAUGCAAUAACUACUGUAUGAAUGUAAUGAGGGGCUGCCUCGCCAAUCCCGGAGACCUUGAUACAGAGUGGAACAACUUCAUAGAUGCUUCCCUUCAGGUGGCAGAGAGAUUAGAGGGACCAUUUAACAUUGAAACUGUCAUGGACCCAAUUGAUGUGAAGAUUUCUGAUGCCAUCAUGAACAUGCAAGAAAAUAGUAUGCAGGUCUCUCAAAAGGUUUUCCAAGGAUGUGGUCAACCUAAGCCUCUUUCACAAGUAAGAACCUCUCGCUCGGUUUCUGAAAGUAACUUCAACAUGAGGUUCAGAUCCUAUGGCCCAGAGGAACGACCAACUACAGCGGCUGGGACUAGUCUAGAUAGGCUGGUGGCUGAUGUGAAAGAAAAGCUGAAGUCUGCCAAAAAAUAUUGGUCUUCCCUACCCAACAGCAUUUGUAAAAAUAACUGGACUUCAGGAGCCAAUGAAGAUGAAUGCUGGAAUGGAAGUGACAAAAGCAGGUACCUGUACGCAGUAAUGGGAAACGGUUUGGCAAAUCAGAAGAACAACCCUGAUGUACAAGUUGAUGUCACAAAGCCAGAUAUAGUUAUCCGUCGCCAAAUCAUGGCGCUGCGUAUUAUGACAAACAAAAUGAAGGGGGCUUACAAUGGCAAUGAUGUGAACUUUGUUGAUUUUAGUGAUGAAAACAGUGGGGAAGGAAGUGGCAGUGGCUGUGACCCACAGAAGUGUACAAAUGAAUUUGAAUUUAAGACAACAGAAGAGAUUGUUCCAAAGGUUAGAAAAGGGGAAGAAAAAGUGGAGAAACCUACAGCCGGUUCUACCAACAUGACUUCUUCACUAGCGGUCCUACUUUGUUGCAUCUUGUUUACGGUGUGUCAGUGGAGAUAAUACAAAAUGGAAUUUUCAUCCUUUCAAAAUAAACUGUUCUCCAUAAUGGAAAUGCACCUUGUUCCACUUUUGUAUCACCCAAUGACUUUGCUUUCUAUGUCAACGGACAAAGGUGUAUUAUUACUUUUUAAAGUGUUGCUACUGGGGUAAGCAUUGGAUUCACCCAGUCACUGUCACUUACUAUCAUGGAAAUGAAAUGGACCCUGCAAAUUGUCCAAGUUUAAUAAGGUUGAAGUGGCAAACACCUUGUAUAUACAGAUCUAUAGUUAGCGAUGCAUAUGUGUAUUAUCACAUUUCCAUACAGUUAAUCCCAAGGUAUAACUUAGGCAUAUAACCAGUCUGCUUUUUAUGAGAAAUCUGUACCACAGCAUUUUUUUUUUAUUUAUCAUAUGUUUUGGAAAGAGAAAAAAAUGAUCAAGCAGCCAGCAAAAAAAAUAUGCUUUUUUUUUUUUAUUUUCCAGUUAUCUGACAUUUUACUAUAGGUUUCUAAAACAGUUACUGAGAGGUAAAGAUAUUGGGUUUUGCCUAAGCUAUUGCAGUUGGUAUUGGCAUAAGUACAUGGUGGACAUCGAGAAAAAACUUUUAAUCCCAUCACUGUUUAAUAUUUUAUACACCCAUUAUUUGACACAAGCAGAAUGUAUCUGCCCUGUUGAUACUAGAAAGAAGUUAGGACUUUUUGUAGUUUUAUUCAGAUUCUUACCCUGAAUAUAUAUAUAUAUAUAUAUAUAUAUAUAUAUAUAUUAUUAUUUUUUUAAACCGUUGCAACAUUACAACAAUUUUUGUCAAAUUAUGUAUGUAUGCGUGUAUGAUGUGGAUUUGCAUUUAUUAGUGGUACUGCUGACAGUGGAAUGAAAUACCGUUCGUUUGGCUAUGACUAAUUUUCCACUGUUAUUAAAGGAUACAGUCAUUUUUGUACUUCAUAUUUGUAGUAAUUUUGGAAGAAUUCAGCUAAAAACCAGCUGCUCAUUGAUACAAGAAUCUUUGUUAAACAAAGAUUUUAUUGCCAGGGAGUUGGGCCCAUGCUUAUCUACUGGCCUCUAAUGUUGGCCUUAAAAUUUCUGGACUUUUGCAAAGAUUCCCAUUUUAUAGGUACUGUCCAGAAUUGUACAUUUUCAAGAAAAACUAUAUAGUAUUUUCAGAUCGUUUCCGAAAGUAUUAGACUAAAAACUGCCAGUUUCAGCUGCUGAAAAGUAUUUUUUGCCUUAUAUCUAUCUAUAGUGUUCAUAUCAGAAAUUCAACUUAUCAGCUCAGGGUCAGCAUUUUCUUUAUGGUACGCUAAAAUCUUCAAGCCAAGUCAAAUAUCCACUUUUUAAGUGAAUAUUUAAUUGUUUACCAUCCUAAAUGGCUGCUCCAUAUUUUAUAUAUAUAUAUAUAUAUAUAUAUAUAUAUAUAUAUAUAUAUAUAUAUAUAUAUAUAUUUGUGUGUGUGUGUAUAUAUAUAUAUAUAUAUAUAUAUAUAUAUAUAUAUAUAUAUUAUUUUUUUUGUUUUUUUAAAGUGACCUCUAUAUAGCAAGGUCAAGUUUAACCAUCACCCACAGUUACAAGCGAAAAGCUAAUUGACUGGUAUAUUUGUACAUAUAUAAUUUUUUUAAUAGAAUACAGAAUAAAAUUAAUUUUUUUUUAAACUUUUUUUUUUCCACACUGUUUUGUAUCAAUGCAUUAAUCACAGAAUAUUUAAAAAUUCAACCUUUGGCCCUUUUUAUGAUGAUUUGAUGAAUCUUAACUCAGCCUGUUAUUUAUUAAAUAUGUUAAUAGCGAGUGCAUUUCUGGUAGUUUUUUUUUAUUUUGUUUUAAGUUUUGCUCCAUGAAAAAAAAAAUGCAAAAAAAAAUAGUAAUGUAUUAAAUUUGUGUGGGAGAGAUUGUAAAUAGUUUUAGAAGAGAUGUGAGAAAUUGGAAAAUGUGCUGAAAUUUUAGUAACUACCUCAAUUCUGAGGAAUUUCCUUUUGAGCUUUGAGGGCUAUUACUUUUUUAGUAUGAGUGAGUCUGGUCUCUGUAAUGCAGCUAGAGGUUUUAUCCCUGCAGACCUCGUUAGAUGCAUUAAACUAUACCCAUCUGGUUUUUCUUUAGUCAGGGUUUUUAAUUCUGGAUAUAUUUUACCUCCUGUUUACUGAAAAGGAGAUAGAAUACCCCAAAACUUCAAUAACUUCCUAAUGUUGAAUGGUUAGCAUUUUUUAACCUAUUAACUUAAUUUCUAGUGCCUUUUGAGCUCAGACUUGUAAAGACAUUUCCAAUUCUUAUACCAUGAUCUACAGAAAUCUUACACAUCGUAAAAUAAGUAGGGAUUUUUCAUCUCGAAGUGUAUCAAACACAUUCAACAUUAUUGUAUUGUUAAUUGUGGCCAUUUAAAAAAAAAAAUCUCACAUAUCUCUCAAUUUAUAAAUAUAUAUAUAUAUAUAAAAACUUCUGUUUAUAGAAUAAAUUGAUAAUUCUUUCUAUCCAAUAUUAUACCCAAAACUUCCAUGUUGCAUAUUUUAGUGGCUUUUUUUUUUUUUUUUUUUUUUUUUAAAAUUUGCUUACUUUACUAAACAACAUUUUUAAUCAAUUUAUUGAGGUUUUCUAAAAUCAGACUUUAGAAUUUUUUUACAUCAGGUCUUCAAUAGUUGGGAGAGCCCUUUGCGAAACAAAUGUAAGGUGCUGCAACAGUGCUCUUUAAGAAUUGUAUGUAUAUAGACAGUUUGAAUACGUCAGAACAAAAAUGUAUUUUUAUAAAAAAAAAAUCUUAAAUUACAGAUUUUAACACAUGCCAAGUUGUUGUUUUUAGUUUUUUUAAAUACACUUGCCAUUUCUUUUCUGCAUAUACAGUGACCUGGAGCAAAUACAUUUUAGAAUACAGGAAUAUUAAAACCACAUUUGCUAAGUUAUCUUUUUAGAAGAACGCUAAAUGAAAUAUACACAGUUAAUAAAGCUAGUGAUAACUUUGCAGCAACUCUUUAAAAUAUAUGGAUGAAAUGGACCAGUCUAUAUUUCUGUUUAGGUAUGUUAAUAUUUAUUUAAGCUAUGAAGGAAACCACAGUUAGUUGUAUAUGAAUCUAUUAGGUGUGAAUAUAUAAUUGUAUACAUGUAAUGCAUAUAUGCACACAAAUGUAAUUAUCUACAAAAAUGUGCAGACAAAAGAGAGAAAACUGUUAUUUGUAAGCCACUUUUGCUACAAAAAAAGCCUUUGAGAAAAAAAAAAGCUCCUUAUUCAUGGAUAUACAAUACCCCCAAUAGAUUACAAAAUAAUUAGAAAAAAGUAAAUACAUUUCUUUAUUAUCAAACUUGUAAUGUAUACAGUGCAACAAAUGUUUUAGGUCUGAAGUUCUAGACAGAAGAACAAAUGUAUUAAUUUAUAUAUAAUUGCAUCUUUUCAAUGUAUUAAGAGAGAUCUGUCUGCAUUUGUGUGUGUAUUUUUUAAUGCAAAAUUAUUCAUUGUAACAAUGUAUUCAUUUUAUGACGCACAGUCCUUCAUUGCUUUUAAUGUAUGAUAGCGUUCCAACUGGUUCUUCCUUAUAAUUUUUUCUUUAUUAAUAAAUGUGCCUUUUAAAUGUAGAACAUUGUUUUCCACCUGUGGCUGUCGUGUUAAAUACAACUUUUAUAAAAAUCAGCCAUAUAUUUUAUCUAUAAUACUUGUAUAGAGUUUUGAGGGCAUACAUAUUUGUGGUAAGCUAAAAGCCAUUUUAAAAAACGUUUUUUUGCCUUUUUAUAUAUAUUUUUUUGUUUUUUUGUCACCUUCAAAAUAAACAUUAAAAAGUAAACCACAAGCAGACAUUACAACCACAAAUGAGGAAUACAUACAAGUUAUAUAUAUGAUUUCCACUUUUCAUUCUUAAAAUAUAUUUUCGAUGCACUAAAAAGUUGUAUUUUAUUGCGUCCUGUAGCUUUUGUAGGUAGCAGAAUCAACUUUUACUGAAAUUGUUUGCACAAACCAAAACCUGAUAGUUACAUAGUAACUAUGUAAAAAAAUAUAUAUAUUAAAGAGAAAUGUCAAAUUUA
Molecule: messenger RNA, 5973 nt
Organism: Bombina bombina (fire-bellied toad)
Lineage: Eukaryota; Metazoa; Chordata; Amphibia; Anura; Bombinatoridae
Gene: GPC4
Product: glypican 4
Exons: 9
Coding region: 332-2002 (556 amino acids)
Biological process (GO): cell migration; regulation of signal transduction; regulation of protein localization to membrane
Cellular component (GO): extracellular region; cell surface; synapse
Source: RefSeq, a predicted model, not a curated record